Manis javanica (Malayan pangolin) is the source of this 5669-nucleotide messenger RNA. It is a transcript of the gene TSHZ2, whose product is annotated as teashirt zinc finger homeobox 2. The record is from RefSeq and is a predicted model, not a curated record. Gene Ontology annotation, cellular component: nucleus. NCBI's taxonomy places the organism in Eukaryota, Metazoa, Chordata, Mammalia, Pholidota, Manidae. Gene Ontology annotation, molecular function: DNA binding; DNA-binding transcription factor activity, RNA polymerase II-specific. Gene Ontology annotation, biological process: regulation of transcription by RNA polymerase II.
AGUAAAUUUCUCCCUGUCAUCAGGUCGCGGGGAGAGGAGGAGGGGGAGGAGGAGUUUGUUAAUGUUCAGUUUGUUCAGCGGGAUCGAUGUUUGCUGGCAUCGCCUCGCCCUGUCUUGUGUGUGUGUGAGUGUGUGUGUGUGUGUGUGUGUGUGUGAGUGUGUGUGUGCGCGCAUAUGGGGGGGGCGAGUGUGUGUGAGAGGAAGGAGUGCGUGCGUGUGUGAGUGUCUGUGUGUGUCUGUGUGUGUGUGAGCGUGUGAGUGAGUGAAUUCCAGAUUUUCUGUCUUGCCCAAACCCGCGCCUGUCCGCUCGCACAUCCCUCCCGGACGGGGAGCUGACGGCAGCCGCACACCGACAGCGAGCGACCCCCUCCGCGGCGCGGGGCCGCCAUCGACCUCGGCGAGGAGGAGGGACAGGAGGGACAGGAGACGGCAGACGGGGAAGAAGAAGAAGAAACCGCCGCCUUCCCGCGAUUGCCUUUUUUCCCCCUUAUCUUUACGCGCGCGUGUGCGUGCGGCGCGUGUGCGCCCCUCGCCCCUUCCAUCCGAACGCGGUCUUGGAUGUUUAAUAAAGAAAUCAAGUGUCUCCACAGUCACCAAAAAAAAAAAAACAAAAAACAAAACCAAAAAAACCAAAAAUUUCCAAAAAGCAAAAACAAAAAGAGAGGAAAAAAAAAUCCAAAACAAACAAACAAACAAGGCAGAAAACCAACCUCUACUUGAGACCUGCCGGCACGAACCCCCCCCGGGCCUGCCACCCAGAGAGGGGGUCUCCGGCCCGUGGCGGAGGAGUGGCAGGGGGGCUCGUCGGGGGGACCGAGGCCGAGCGACGCCCCAGGAGCCACCGGGCAGGAGGCGGAGGCGCCCCGGAGCGGCGAGAGAGACAGCGGGCCCCGCGCGCGGCCCGGGGCCGGGGCGCCAGGAGCGGGACUGGAGCGGAGCAGAGCGAUGCCCAGGAGGAAGCAGCAGGCACCCCGGCGGGCGGCAGGCUAUGCCCAAGAGGAACAGCUGAAGGCAGAGGAGGGAUUAAAAGAAGAAGAGGAGGAAGAAGAAGACAGUGGCUCAGUAGCUCAGCCUCAGGGCAGCAAUGACCCAGCGACAGACGAGGAGCUAGAAACAGGCGCGGAGCAGAAAGGCUGCUUCAGCUACCAGAACUCUCCCGGAAGUCAUUUGUCCAAUCAGGAUGCCGAGAACGAGUCUCUGCUGAGCGAUGCCAGUGAUCAGGUGUCAGACGUCAAGAGCAUCUGCGGCCGAGAUGCCUCGGACAAGAAAGCAAGCAUGCACCCCAAGCUCCCAAACGAAGCCCACAAUUGCAUGGAUAAGAUGACUGCUGUCUACGCCAACAUCUUGUCCGAUUCCUACUGGUCAGGCCUGGGUCUGGGCUUCAAGCUGUCCAACAGCGAGAGGCGGAAUUGUGACACCCGAAACGGCAGCAGCAAGACUGAUUUUGAUUGGCAUCAAGAUGCUCUGUCCAAAAGCCUGCAGCAGAACUUGCCGUCCAGAUCCGUGUCCAAGCCCAGCCUGUUCAGCUCGGUCCAGCUGUACCGGCAGAGCAGUAAGAUGUGCGGCACUGUCUUCACCGGGGCCAGCAGAUUCCGGUGCCGGCAGUGCAGUGCCGCCUACGACACCUUGGUCGAGUUGACUGUGCACAUGAACGAGUCGGGCCACUACCAAGAUGACAACCGCAAAAAGGACAAGCUUAGACCCACGAGCUAUUCAAAGCCCCGGAAAAGGGCUUUCCAGGACAUGGACAAGGAAGAUGCUCAAAAGGUUCUGAAAUGCAUGUUUUGUGGCGACUCCUUUGAUUCCCUCCAAGACUUGAGCGUCCACAUGAUAAAAACAAAACAUUACCAAAAAGUGCCUUUGAAGGAGCCAGUACCAACCAUUUCAUCAAAAAUGGUCACUCCGGCCAAGAAACGCGUCUUUGAUGUCAAUCGGCCAUGUUCCCCUGAUUCCACCACAGGGUCGUUUGCAGACUCGUUUUCUUCUCAGAAAAGCGCCAGCUUGCAGCUGUCCUCCAACAAUCGCUAUGGCUACCAGAACGGCGCCAGCUACACCUGGCAGUUUGAGGCCUGCAAGUCCCAGAUCUUAAAGUGUAUGGAGUGUGGGAGCUCCCAUGAUACCUUGCAGCAGCUCACCACCCACAUGAUGGUCACAGGUCACUUUCUUAAGGUCACCAGCUCUGCCUCCAAGAAAGGGAAGCAGCUAGUGUUGGAUCCACUGGCUGUGGAGAAAAUGCAGUCUCUGUCAGACGCCCCAACCAAUGAUUCUCUGGCUCCCAAGCCAUCAAGUAACUCAGCUCCGGACUGUACAGCCUCUACAACUGAGUUAAAGAAAGAAAGCAAAAAAGAAAAACCAGAGGAUAUCAACAGGGAUGAGAAAGUCAUGAAGAGCGAGGAAUAUGAAGACCCUCUGCAAAAGCCCUUAGACCCUACGAUUAAAUACCAGUACCUGAGGGAGGAGGACUUGGAGGAUGGCUCAAAGGGUGGAGGGGACAUUCUGAAGUCACUGGAAAAUACUGUUACCACAGCCAUCAACAAAGCCCAAAACGGGGCUCCCAGCUGGAGCGCAUACCCCAGCAUCCAUGCGGCCUACCAGCUGUCCGAGGGCACCAAGCCAUCCUUGCCCAUGGGGUCCCAGGUACUACAGAUUCGACCAAAUCUUGCCAACAAGUUGAGGCCAAUUGCACCGAAGUGGAAGGUAAUGCCGCUGGUGUCUGUGCCCACAAGCCUGGCCCCAUACACUCAAGUCAAGAAGGAGCCAGAAGACAAAGAUGAAACUGCCAAGGAGUGUGGGAAAGAAAGUCCCCACGAAGAUGUGGCAUCAUCCUUCAGCCAUAGCGAGGGGGAUUCUUUCUCCAAAAGUGAGACCCCCUCAGAAGCCAAAAGGGCUGAGCCUUGUGCCCCGAAGGAGGAGGACAAGCUGAUGAAGGAGGGUGGGGAGAAAGAGAGAGCCCAGCCCCUGGAGCCAACCUCUUCUCUCAGCAAUGGCUGCUCCCUCCCCGGCCAUGCCCCGGCCCUGCCAUGCAUCAACCCGCUCAGCGCCCUGCAGUCCGUCCUGAACAAUCACCUGGGCAAAGCCACGGAACCCUUGCGCUCUCCUUCCUGCUCCAGCCCAAGCUCAAGCACAAUUUCUCUUUUUCACAAGUCGAAUCUCAGUGUCACGGACAAACAGGUUUUGAGUCCUGCCUCCACAAGGCCAGCCAGUGUGUCUAGGCGCUACCUGUUUGAGAACAACGAUCAGCCUAUCGACCUGACCAAGUCUAAAAGCAAGAAAGCCGAGUCCUCGCAAGCACAAUCCUGUACAUCCCCGCCUCAGAAGCACGCCCUGUCUGACAUCGCUGACAUGGUCAAAGUCCUCCCCAAAGCCACCACCCCAAAACCUGCCGCUUCCUCGAGGGUGCCUCCCAUGAAACUGGAAAUGGAUGUCAGACGCUUUGAGGAUGUCUCCAGCGAAGUCUCAACUUUGCACAAAAGAAAAGGGCGGCAGUCCAACUGGAACCCUCAGCAUCUUCUGAUCUUGCAGGCUCAGUUUGCCUCCAGCCUCUUCCAGACCUCGGAGGGCAAAUACCUGCUGUCCGAUCUGGGCCCACAAGAGAGAAUGCAGAUCUCAAAGUUUACGGGACUCUCCAUGACAACGAUCAGCCACUGGCUGGCGAACGUCAAGUACCAACUUAGGAAAACAGGCGGGACAAAAUUUCUGAAGAACAUGGACAAAGGACACCCGAUCUUUUAUUGUAGUGACUGUGCCUCCCAAUUUAGAACCCCUUCCACCUACAUCAGUCACUUAGAAUCUCACCUGGGUUUCCAGAUGAAGGACAUGACCCGCAUGGCCAUGGAACAGCAAAGCAAAGUGGAGCAAGAGGUCUCCCGGGUGUCUUCGGCUCAGAGGUCUCCAGAAACAAUAGCUGGCGAAGAGGACACAGACUCUAAAUUCAAGUGUAAGUUGUGCUGUCGGACAUUUGUGAGCAAACAUGCAGUAAAACUCCACCUAAGCAAAACGCACAGCAAGUCACCCGAACACCAUUCACAGUUUGUAACAGACGUGGAUGAAGAAUAGCUCUGCAGGUAUGGGUUUCUCCCAGGUGAUCGGGACAGUAGCGUUGUGAGGAGCUUCCUGAAGGGCGAUGGGUCUGUUUAGAGGGAGUUAACGUCUCCCAGUACCAACAGGACAGUAGCUUGCUAGACUAGGACUUAUUUGUAUGGAAGUCUAGCACAUGGUAUGUCCUAGCUAUUCUCUCAAUUUCUCCAGGUUAGAGUUGGCGGAUAGAAUAAAAUGGGUUUAGAGGGAUGGAGUUCACGGACUCCUGCUUCGUGGUACCUCAUCCCCUUAGUAACUCAAGGCCUGACUUUCAAGGUCCAGCCAAGACUACCCUUAAUUUUCAUGAAUAAGGACAAACUUCCUUCCCUGUCCCAUUUCACCCCCCUCACCUUCCCAUGGCAAUGCUAAUGCCUUACAAGGUGAUAAAAGGGUGAGCAACAGUAUAAAUAUUGUAGAGUUCCUGGGGGCAGCCACUCUACAGAGAUUUUUUGAUCAGCUCAUGAAUAGUUUAAAGUUGUCUUUAGUAUUAUUAUGUGUAAUUGAUGCUUUUUGCAGCUUACUUGCAGCAGUGGCUCCCUGCCACUUCCUUCCCUCUGUUCAUUUCCUCCCUUAGGUUUCCUAUGAAAAAGCACCCACGCUGUAGUCAGAUGGUAGAAAAGCACUCUUCUCUGCAGAACAUUGAGGUGAAAGAGGAAGCUUAGUCUCUUCUCUCACCUGUGGGUUUUCUGUAGGGUUGACUACUGUCAGAGCGUGCCUUUAAUAGAGACAGACACAGUGCACACCCUUGAGAUUUUAUUUUACAUAAAGCAACGAACGACUUUCUGCUCACCCGUAGGCAGUGCACAUGGGGUCUCACAGCUUCAAGAUAAUUUGCAUUAUGCAUCACAGAAGUUCUGUGCCUUAUAUUGUCACUGGUGCCCAGCCUCUGUGUCACCCCCAGGAAAGAGGACAGAGACCUAGGUCAAAUACCUCAGCAAACGGGUCACACCAGCCAUUUUCAAAUGUUCUCAAGGCUGGGUCUUAAAUCCCCAUUAUUUCCCUUUCAUAUUUUUUCUGCUUCCUGUUCUCUCCCCACAUGCUAGGGACCCUCACACAUAGUCGGGUUUCCUCUGCCUCUGGCCGCACCCCAAAUGGGAUAACCUGACUUACACCUUCCGCACUUGCCUGUCCAGCUGAUGUCAUGCUAGGUCACAGGUGAGCUCUUCUGGUUAAUUUGCAGUAGGAUAUGAACGGCUACAUAUGACUUACGAGCCCUACUUAUAAGUUAUAUAUAUAACUUACAUAUAGAAGUUAUAUAAGUUGACAGCCCAGCUCCUGCCAUCAGACCAUUUGUUUUGAAAUGGGAGACUUUUAGAUUAAGCCGCAGGUAUGUGCACUUGCAGAGUUCCAGGUGGAGACGGGUAUUUCUACGUGUGGCUUCAGGCUCACUUCUCAUCAGACAGGGAAGUUCAUUGAGUGGAAGGGUGGCCAAUAUGGAAUAAAGGGUUAAAGUCUGGCACUGGUCCCUCCAUGAGAAGGUCUAAGAGCUUCUGAUGAAGGGGGACACCAACCUCAUGGCUGUCUGGGUCCAAAUACAGAUGAUUGUUUUGUUUGCAUGCUUUUAUCAUGGUCAUUAAAAUGUGUUACUAGCA